Amaranthus tricolor (Joseph's coat) is the source of this 3263-nucleotide messenger RNA. Its product is annotated as protein PAT1 homolog 2-like. The coding region runs from base 270 to 2744 and encodes 824 amino acids. Gene Ontology annotation, molecular function: RNA binding. Lineage: Eukaryota; Viridiplantae; Streptophyta; Magnoliopsida; Caryophyllales; Amaranthaceae. Gene Ontology annotation, biological process: deadenylation-dependent decapping of nuclear-transcribed mRNA; P-body assembly. The record is from RefSeq and is a predicted model, not a curated record. Gene Ontology annotation, cellular component: P-body. The transcript has 7 exons.
GCUAUAGCAUCAAGAAUGAAGAUACCCACUUUAAUAUAUUUCUACUACUUUUACUCCUCGUUUCUUCUCUUUGAAGCUCUCUCUCUCUCUCCUCUUUCCUCUCAAGUUCUUGAGAGGUCAAACUCCAAAACCUUGAAAUUCAAAUCUGGAAAUUGUAGAAUGCACCAUCAAAAUCUAUACCAAUCUACUUCUCUUCCAUCUUCUCAGGAUUCUUACUGAUUCUCGUUGGCGUCUUGGCGUUGCAACUGUGAGAUUUUUGACUGGUUGCGAUGGAAUCCAGAAACCCUAGAAAUGCUGGUUCUAGUAGCUCUAGAGGUUCUGGAUCUUUUUUUGUUGAAGGUAAUUCACUUUUUGAUGCUUCUCAAUAUGAAUUUUUCGGUAAAAAGGCUGUUGAAGAGGUUGAGUUAGGAGGCCUAGAAAAUGAUCAAGAUAACCAAUCUCUAGUUCCAGAUGAAUAUCAAUUGUUUAAUAAAGAUGAGGGGCCAGAUGCUGGUUUAGGAUCUUUGUCUGAUGUGGAUGAUCUGGAAACUACAUUCUCAAAGCUGAACAGAGCUGUGAGUGGACCGAAGAAUCCUGGGGUUAUUGGUGAUAGAGGCUCUGGAUCCCUGUCAAGAGAAAGUUCAUCUGCUGCAGACUGGUCGAGAGAUGCCUGGUUGGACCAUGGUAUGUUGGAUGUGGACAAUGCUCGGGAAAGUAAUAGGUGGUCAUCUCAGCCUCAGUUUGUGUCCAAUCAUCCUGGCGAAUAUAACAAGCCUUUGUAUAGAGCAUUGUCUUACCCAGAGCAGCAAGUUCAGCAACUGCAGCAGCAACAGUAUCUUCAGCAACACUUCUCGAACGAAUCUAUGUCAAGUCCCCAAUCAUCCUUUACCUCUUUCCCUCCUCCAGGAGGCAGAGCUCACCAGCCUUUGUCUCAUCGUCAUUCACUUCCUCUAAAUAUUCCAUCUGAUCCAACUCUUUUAGCACCAAAUCUGUCUCUAAUGUCUGAUUCUGGUCUCCACUUAUCUGGGAUAUCUAGUUCCCAUGGAUUACGAUUUGGGGGAAGCAUGUCUAAUCUAACAUCUGGUCCUGGAAUAAGUAAUCAGCCACGUAGUCAUUGGAGUUACCAUGCUGGUUUAUUACAUGGUGAUAGUUCUAGUUUUCUCCAUAAUGUAUUGCAGCAGCAAUUUUCUAAUCAGAGCAGCAUGCUUAGUAGUUCACCGUUGGUUUCUCCACGGCGAGGUUUACAGCCAGGAUUACAUCAUUCACUGCCAUCAGUUGCACAAUUGUCUUUGUUGCAGUCUCAGCUGAUUGGAGGCCAUGGCCAUCCAUCUUUACAUACACAGCUUUUUAAUAAGUAUGACAGAUCGUAUGCUAUAGCUGAGACAAGGGAUCUAAGGCCUAAAUCAAUGCGUGGUAAACAUCAUCGAUUAAGCCAGCAAACUUCUGAGUCUGCUAGCCAGAGGAGUGAUUGCAUCCAGUUCAGAUCUAAAUAUAUGACUGCCGAGGAGAUUGAUAGUAUACUGAAGAUGCAACAUACUUCUCACAGCAAUGACCCUUAUGUUGAUGAUUAUUACCAUCAAGCUUGUGUUGCCAAAAGAUCUUCAGGUACAAGGUUGAAACAGCAUUUUGCUCCACUUCAUUUGCGUGAUCUACCUUCUCGUACACGUAAUAGUAGUUCAGAUCAGCAUGGUCAUCAGUCCUUCGAUACCUUGAGAAGGAUGGCCUUGUCAUCUAUUCGUAGGCCUCGACCGCUUUUUGAAAUUGAACCCUUAACCUCAGGAGGUAGUGAUGGUAGCACUAAAUGCAGAUCACUGGAACAAGAACCAAUGUUUGCUGCUAGAAUUACUGUUGAGGAUGCUUUUACUCUUCUUCUUGAUGUAGAUGAUAUUGACCGUUUUUUACAAUUUAGUUCACCACAAGAUGGUGGGUCUCAGCUUAGGCGGAAACGUCAGGUCCUUCUUGAAGCUUUAGCUUCAUCCCUUCAGCUUGUCGAUCCUCUUGGAAGUGGGGGGCAUAAUGUUGGUCCUGAGGAUGAUAUUGUGUUCAUGCGGCUUGUUUCCCUUCCUAAGGGAUUGAAGCUUCUGGGGAAGUGCCUUGAGCUUAUCAUAGUUAGCCCUGGUUCAGCAAGUGAGCUGGCUCGAAUUGUCUGUAUGUCUGUUUUCCGCCAUUUAAGGUUUUUGUUUGGUGCUCCUCCAGCCGACUCUGGAGCUGGUGUAGAUACUGUACAUCUAGCCCAUGUAGUUUCAACUUGUGUUAGCGGAAUGGAUCUACGUGGUGUGAGCUCUUGUCUGGCUGCUGUUGUUUGUUCUUCAGAACAGCCGCCGCUUCGCCCUCUUGGAAGUCCUGCAGGAGAUUUUGCUUCUGUAAUCUUGAAGAAUCUGCUUGAAAGAGCCACUUUACUGAUCAACACUAAUCCUCCAGUCCCUGGCCGCAGUACUAUUCCUCAUUACAAUUUCUGGAAAGCUUCCUUUGCAUCAUUCUUCACCCUGCUUACCAAUUAUUGUGUUGGUAAGUAUGACACAAUUAUGCAGUCCUUCUUGAAUCAAGCUCAGUCUAGUUCUGAGUUUUCAAGCUUGGAAACAACAAGGGCUGUUCGCAGGGAAAUGCCAGUGGAACUUCUACGUGCAAGUCUUCCUCACACCGAUGAGCACCAGCGGCGGAUGUUGAUGGAUUUUGCACAUCAUUCUAUUCCCUUCCCCGUCACUGAAUUCAAUCUUCGUGAAGAAAACAAGGGCUGGAUAACGUCAGAAUCUAUUAGAAGUUAGAAGACAUGAUUGAUCAAGAAAUGAGACAGCGACAUGAAAAAGAGGACUAACGUUCAUGAUUCAGAUUGGUGCUGUCUGCUCAUGCUGUGAAUAGCUUCGUAAUUGAGUGCCAUCCAGGUUUUGUUUGGAUGGUGUACUUGUUAGUUGUAAGUUCGAAAUGUACGGAAUCACAAUUAAUGCCUAUUUGAACGAACGAGUGUUCUGAUUGUGUAUAACUCAAAAAAAAAGUUCAGAAUUGUGAUGAUUCCUGUUGUGCAGGGCCUAGUUUUUGAAGCCCUGUUGGAACCUUUAGGAGUUAGGACAGAACUAGCCGCUUAGGGUUCAAAUUGUACAGUUGUAACCAUUUCAUAGAUUGAUCGCCUAUGUUGCUAUUUUCUGAAAGAAAGGGCCAGUGUACUUGCUCAAAACUCUAAACUGUCUUGCUAAUACUUUGAACUUAGAUUACCUUUUUUUUUUUUUUUUUUUUUUAAUUCCUUACGGUAGUCAUCCAACUAUGUGAUCAUUUUUGUUCUUCAUAAU